Eutrema salsugineum is the source of this 888-nucleotide messenger RNA. RefSeq names its product glutathione S-transferase T3-like. The record is from RefSeq and is a predicted model, not a curated record. Lineage: Eukaryota; Viridiplantae; Streptophyta; Magnoliopsida; Brassicales; Brassicaceae. Bases 1 to 888 code for a protein of 295 amino acids. The transcript has a single exon.
AUGGAUUCCCAGAACUCUGUUACACCAUCUGAAGGGUUUGUAAAUCUGUUAUCCAGUCAGUACAACACUGACACAUACUCACCGUGCAUAGACUUAGGAUCAUCAGAAAUGCCUUCGUUUAGUACGCAAGGCACUGAAGAGCCAACUGAGAAUGCAUUGAAGAGGAAAAUAUGGUCGCCGAAAGAAGACUUGGUCCUCAUAAGUGCGUGGCUCAGCACCAGCAAGGACCCGAUAGUCAGGAAUGAACAGCGUUUAGGUUCGUUCUGGAAGCGGAUUCAGUUGUAUUACAACGCAAGCCAAGAUCUUGAGGGACUCCCAAGGAGAGAGUGGACUCAAUGCAAGCAACGGUGGGGAAGGUUAAAUGAUCAGGUUUGCAAAUUUGUGGGCUCAUACGCAGCUGCGCUAAAGGAGAAAUCAUCGGGUCAGAAUGACAACGACGUGAUGAAGCUCGCACAUGAGAUCUUCUUCAAUGACUACGGCAUCAAGUUUGGCCUGGAACAUGCAUGGAGAGAGUUGAGGCACGACCAAAAAUGGUGCACGAGUGGCAAAGCUCCGGAUGGUGCGUCAUCAAAAAGAAGUAAGGUGGAAGACUCGGCUCAGUCUUCAACCUCCAUGCCGGCAAGCGACAAUGACCAUGGGGUCGAGGCUCGUCCGCCUGGAGUCAAGGCUUCUAAGGCCAGUGCGAAAAACUCAGCAAGUGUUAAAGCCGACAACAAGGACAUGAAGGAGUUUUCUUCAAUGUGGGAAAUGAAACAAAGGGAUCGAGAGCUGAAAGAUAAGAUUAGGGACAAGAGGAUACUUGAGAGCCUUUUAGCUAAAACUGAACCAAUUAAUGAGAUUGAAAUGACACUUAAAACCAAGUUAAUUAGGGCUAUGUAUGAUCUUUAG